Onychostoma macrolepis is the source of this 2057-nucleotide messenger RNA. RefSeq names its product cyclin dependent kinase 17 (gene cdk17). The transcript is spliced from 17 exons. Gene Ontology annotation, molecular function: ATP binding; protein kinase activity. Gene Ontology annotation, cellular component: nucleus; cytoplasm. Gene Ontology annotation, biological process: protein phosphorylation. Lineage: Eukaryota; Metazoa; Chordata; Actinopteri; Cypriniformes; Cyprinidae. Bases 330 to 1910 code for a protein of 526 amino acids. The record is from RefSeq and is a predicted model, not a curated record.
CUCUUCCUCCGAUGUCACCCCUAGGCGGAGGCGUUAGUAGACGGGCAGCAGCAGCACCCCUCCCGGCCUCGAGCACCGUCACCGAACGCUCCAGGGAAACGAUCGCCAUAGUGAACCGCACGCGAAACGCUCUGCUGAGGAUACCUGCGCUAGUUUGACCGAUAAAGGUCGGCUGAAGCUGCGUGUUUUUCGUCUGAAAAGGCGGCUUGUGUUUGUGUGUAUUGGCGGAGAGUGGAAACACGGCAUCCGGCCUCCGAGAAGCAGGCGAGGGCAGGGACUCGCGUCCAAACAACGUUCACCGUCUCUGGCCCCCCCUGCCUCAGUGGCCUAUGGAGAGGAUGAAGAGGUUUAAGAGACGUUUGUCACUCACUCUGCGUGGUAGCCAGACGAUCGAUGAAUCGCUUUCAGAGCUGGCGGAACAGAUGACCAUCGAGGAGAACAGCAGCAAGGACAGCGAGCCCAUCGUGAGGAAUGGCCGGCCGCCGUCCUCCCACAGCAUGCACUCAUUUUUGCACCAGUACACGGGCUCCUUUAAGAAGCCUCCCCUGCGCCGACCGCACAGUGUCAUCGGAGGCAGUCUGGGGUCCUUCAUGGCAAUGCCUCGAAACGGCAGCCGUCUCGACAUUGUUCAUGAAAAUCUGAAGAUGGGUUCGGAUGGAGAGAGCGAUCAGGCCUCAGGGACGUCCUCGGACGAAGUGCAAUCACCCACCGGCGUGUGUCUCCGCACCAGAUCUCAUCGGCGCAUAUCCAUGGAGGACCUGAAUAAACGCUUGUCUUUGCCUGCUGAUAUCCGGAUUCCUGACGGUUACCUGGAAAAGCUGCAGCUGAGCAGCCCGCCGUUUGACCAACCCCUCAGCCGACGGUCACGUAGAGCCUCGCUGUCAGAAAUCGGCUUUGGGAAACUAGAGACCUACAUCAAACUGGACAAGUUGGGAGAGGGGACGUAUGCCACUGUUUUCAAGGGGCGGAGCAAACUGACGGACAACCUGGUAGCUCUGAAAGAGAUCCGGUUGGAGCACGAGGAGGGCGCUCCAUGCACAGCUAUUAGAGAGGUGUCAUUAUUGAAGGAUUUAAAGCACGCCAACAUCGUCACGCUUCAUGAUAUUGUCCACACAGACAAAUCCCUCACUCUGGUCUUUGAGUAUCUGGAUAAGGAUCUGAAGCAGUACAUGGACGACUGUGGAAACAUCAUGAGCAUGCACAACGUUAAGAUUUUCCUGUUCCAGAUCUUGAGAGGACUGGCGUACUGCCACAGACGCAAGGUCCUGCACCGGGACCUGAAACCACAGAACCUGCUCAUCAAUGAGAGGGGUGAACUCAAACUGGCAGACUUUGGUCUGGCACGAGCCAAGUCGGUUCCCACUAAGACAUACUCUAAUGAGGUGGUGACCUUAUGGUACAGACCUCCUGAUGUACUACUGGGAUCCUCAGAAUACUCCACACAGAUCGAUAUGUGGGGUGUUGGAUGUAUAUUUUAUGAAAUGGCUGCAGGUCGGCCGCUGUUCCCAGGAUCCACCGUUGAAGAUGAGCUGCAUCUAAUCUUCAGAUUACUGGGUACACCUACAGAGGACAACUGGCCCGGCAUCUCGUCCAUCGAAGAGUUCAAAUCCUACAACUUCCCCAAAUACAAGCCUCAGCCCUUCAUCAAUCAUGCGCCCAGGUUGGAUACUGAAGGAAUAGAGCUGUUAUUGUCCUUUCUAAGGUAUGAGUCCAAGAAGAGGAUCUCUGCAGAUGAAUCAAUGAAACACUCCUACUUCAAGAGUCUGGGCAUGCGUGUGCACACACUGCCAGAGAACAUAUCCAUAUUUACACUGAAGGAAGUGCAGCUUCAGAGGGACCCCGGUUACCGGAACUCCUCGUACCCAGAGACAGGCAACAGCAAGAACAGACGGCAGAGCAUGCUGUUUUAAGCUGCGUUCCCUCACACUCUUGCCCAUUGCUCUCACACACUCUCGCACAAACACACACACACACACACACACUUGACGGAUCAGUUCGACUGCUCUUACUCCGUGACUGUGUUGUAUAGACUAACAGACUUAGUCCCCCCUCGCUCA